Molecule: messenger RNA, 3096 nt
Organism: Anoplopoma fimbria (sablefish)
Lineage: Eukaryota; Metazoa; Chordata; Actinopteri; Perciformes; Anoplopomatidae
Product: transmembrane protein 151B
Exons: 2
Coding region: 435-2186 (583 amino acids)
Source: RefSeq, a predicted model, not a curated record
UUUAGAGGCGUAGAAGGCAUACGCAAUGUAUCUGAGUUGUUGGUAUUAUAACUCGCAGGGUUCACCACAUACCUCAGCUUUAUCUUGCGUUAUCCUCCUCUGGAUCAUCUGGAUCAACAUUGCGCAGUGAUGUUUGUGUGUGGUUUCAUUCGAUCAUUUAAACUUGGACACUGACAACAAGCACUCACUGCAUAAUGGUCAACCUCUGCUGCCUCUGCUGCGGUGAAAUCCCUCAACCCCGCCUCCCUCCGUCCGUCCAGGCGGCACCACCGCGGGAUCCCCGCUCCGUGCAGCAGCAGCAGCCUGCUGGCUCCGGCCCAGACGAUGUGAGGCUGAGGGGGCUCAAAAAGGGGGAGAAACCCAGAGGGAACAGAGCAAGUCAAUAGGAAGGAGUGAGUUUAUAACAUCGCUUUCUGACAUGCAAAAAGUGCAGCAUGCUCUCCUCCGAUCCGGUGCAGGACGCGGCGGCCAGAACUCCCAAUGAUGCUGAGGGAGAGGAGCAGGAGGAGGAGGAGGAGGAGGAGGAGGACUCCCCAGCUGAGAGGGAUGUCCUGGAGGAGGUAGGUCGUCCAGUGAAACAGUCCCUGGGUGCUUGCGUCUGCCGGGAGUCCCAUUGGCGCUGCCUGCUGCUCUCCCUGCUCAUGUACAGCUGCCUGGGCACGGUGGCCUGGUGUCAGCUGACCCGGGUCACCAAAAUCAGCUUCAACUCGGCCCUCACCUCCUCCUUCACGGCCUCCUUCACCUCCUCCCUGCGGGGGGCCUCUGGGAUGGGCGUCGGAGGACACUCAAUGAUCUACCACGACAGCCCCUGCUCUGACGGCUACAUCUACAUCCCUGUGGCCCUCCUGCUCAUACUCUACGUCUUAUACAUGGUGGAGUGCUGGCACUGCAGAGCCAGGAGCGAGCUGCAGAGCAAAGCCGACGUGGACAGUGUGUAUGAGCGCGUGCUGCGGAUGAGACAGGCCCAUCCUUGCAUAUGGUGGAAGGCUAUCAGCUACCACUUUGUGCGACGGACUCGGCAAGUCACUCGAUACCGUAACGGGGACGCAUACACCACCACGCAGGUGUACCAUGAGAGAGUGAACACCCACGUGGCUGAGGGUGAGUUUGACUACGGCCACUGUGGGAUGAAAGAUGUGUCGCGUGACCUCAGAGGCUUGGAGGGACAUCCGGCAACUCGCCUGCGCUUCACCAAAUGUUUCAGCUUCACAGAGGCCGGUCCAGAAAAUGAUUACCUCAACCAGAGAGCCAGGUUCUUCUCUGAAAUUGAGGGUUUGGACGAUUACAUGGAGGCCAGGGAGGGGAUGCAGCUGAAGAAUGUGGACUUCAGAGAAAACCUAAUAGCCUAUGUGGACCCAGAUAGGAUGCCUUGGUACGCUUCUCAGGUCGCCUUCUGGCUGGCAGCUCUGCUGAUGUUGUCCUGGCCUCUGAGGGUGCUUAUUGAGUACCGCACUGCUUAUGUGCACUACCGCAUAGAGAAACUAUUUGGGUUAGAGUACAGUCCCUCUCCUCUAGAUGAAGACUCCCCUCUGGGGAAUAAUACUGGUUGUGUUAUCCCAAGAGUAGACACACUGGACAGCACUGAGAUGGAGUGGCACAUACGCUGUAACCACCAGGUGAUCCCGAGCUACUCAGAGGCCAUGCUGAUAAACAUGAGCGCAGCAGACUCUCACUCACUACAAGACACAGAAUGCCCCUCAUCCUCAAACUGCUUCCUUCUGGACAGCAGCCAGACUGCUCAGAGUUACGGCGCUCUGCAAAGCCAGGAGGACUGCGAGCAAUGCACGGAGCCGAACGGGCAGGGUGACGGAGGAGGCAGGAGGAGGACCACCACCAGUUCCAGCUGCUCCUCCAUCUUCUCCUGCCGGGGAGCGCUGCUCCAUUCCCACCUCUCCUCGGACACGUCUCGAUUCUCCCUCUGCCGCAUGUACGGCUCCCAUCGCACCAUGGCUCUGUGGAGGAGCCGCAGCAGCAACCUGACUGACCCCUGCUGUGUGGACGAGCAGUGCUGCCGGUCUGACUCCAGCCAGCUGGCGCUCAGCGAGAGUCCGCCGACUUAUAGGGACGCCCGGUUCUUCCCAGUUCUCAUUGUGCAUCGGUCUGAGGCCCGUGGCAGCGAGGACGGGAGGGAAGUGAGGCGAUAUUACAUACGCAGAGGGUCUUCCUGUGUGGAGACAGAUCUGUGAGGGACAUAGACACUUAUUGAUGAGACAAAAUAGAUUCAAAUCAGUAAUGAUGGAUGGUGUUGGUCUCUGUUUGCUCCAUAAACAGAAAGACAUCAAUGAAGAUUUAUGGAGCUCUUUCAGAAAAAAAUCCACUGUACGUGAAGUAAUAGAAACUUCUAUUUUUUAACACAGUUACAAAAAGUCAAAGAUUCCUCGUAUGGAAUUGCACAUGUCUAUAUUAUUACAGUUAAAUUGUCAGUAUGAAAACAGACGCAGGUGUGGGACAAACAAGAUGUAGUGAAUCUAAAUGCUGCACCUCUGCAGUGUCAUACUCUCCGAGUGUCAGCAGCGUCUGUCAGCUGCAGUGUGUAUAAUGACAAUAAUCAUCUGAUUAAAUGGUGCAUACAUGCCACUUAGACAUGAAAACUGCACGACCUCCGCAUCCUAAUGUUUUUAUCACAAAACUUGGUUCUUACAUUGACCUUGUAUGUGUUAUUAUACGUGUAAGAAUUGUGCCACUUAGAGGUGAGAAUGAUUAAAAGAAAAGUUGCAUGUCAUUACCAUCAGUUAUUGUCUUUUGCCACAGUUGAUUUAUAGUGAAACCAAAGACACGAAUAUCUGUUUCGUUUGUUUGUUUGUUUGUUUGUUUUUCCAAAGACUUAUAUUAAACACCACAAAGCUUUUAUUGAUGAGCGUUAUGAUGAGUAGGAACAUGAACUGAAUGUCAAAAUGUAAGCAAUAAAAGUUGUACUGACGAACAGUUUUGUGACUUUUACCGUGUCUGUUUGAAGGGAAUAACAUGAUGUUUUAUUCACUCAAAUUAGUUGAUUAACUCAUACAUUGAAUCAUAUCACUGUGGCAAAUUUCAAUAUUUAAAUUUAAAUUCACAAACAAAUGUAUACGGCCCCUGUUCUGUGUGCUAAUAAAGAAU